AUGGCGAUAUGGACCAGCUUUUGUGAACUCAAACUGUUACUACUUACAGUAUUUCUGGUACAACUCUCCAACGCAAGCCGGACAAGCCUGUUCCAUUCUGCCAUUUCGGCCAAUGAACAAGAAAACAAUAGCACUGUAUGGGCAGUUCUUGUUGCUGGUUCUCAAGAGUACCAAAAUUAUCGCCAUCAGGCAAAUGUUUGUCAUGCAUAUCAAAUACUGAAACGGGGCGGGUUGAAAGAUGAAAACAUAGUCGUGUUUAUGUAUGAUGAUAUUGCCAAUGAUCAAAACAACCCACGACCUGGUACUAUAAUCAACAGUCCCAACGGCUCAGAUGUUUACGCUGGUGUGCCAAAGGAUUAUACGGGCAAAAAUGUGACUGCAGCCAAUUUCUACGCUGUGCUUCUAGGCAAUGUAACAGCAGUGAAGGGUGGAAGUGGGAAAGUUGUAGCCAGCAAACCUGAUGAUAAGAUUUUUGUGUAUUUCACUGAUCACGGCGGCCCUGGAACUCUUGGCAUGCCAAAUGUGCCUUUCAUUUACGCCAAGGAUUUCGUUGAUGUUUUGAAAACAAAGCAUGCAAUGGGUACCUAUGACGAAAUGGUUUUAUAUAUUGAAGCAUGUGACAGUGGCAGCAUUUUUGAAGGUCUAUUGCCCGAAGAUCUGAAUAUAUAUGUGACAACUUCAACAAAUGCAACAGAACUUGGUUGGGCCACAUAUUGUCCAGACAUGAACCCACCUCCACCCCCAGAUUUCCACACUUGCUUAGGUGACUUAUUCAGUGUUUCAUGGAUGGAAGACAGUGACUCCACGGAUCGGAGGCUUGAAACUUUGGAACUUCAAUUCUUAAGGGUGAAGACAAGGACUUACAAUUAUAACGAUACUUCUAGGGGAUCUCAUGUGAUGCAAUACGGUACUGUAAGCAUGACCAACGAGACUGUUUCGGUUUAUCAAGGUUCUGCUCCCGGGAACUUCUCUGCGGACCCAAUACAGUCUUUCAACUCCAUGGGUGUUGUGAAUGAAAGAGAUGCAGAUAUUUAUGUAAUGCAACAAAAGUACAACCACUUAAAAGACGGAUCACUAGAAAAGGAGGAACUAUACCAGAAGAUCAAGAAGAUUUCGGCACAUAGGUCUCAUUUGGAUAGCAGUGUAGGUAUAAUUGAAGGGUACUUAUUAGGAAAUAAACAAGGAUCUGUUAGAGGUGAAGGAUCGGCACUUGUGGAUGAUUGGGGAUGUCUUAAAUCCAUGGUUCGGACAUAUGAGACCUACUGCGGAUCAUUGACUCAGUAUGGCAUGAAACAUACACGAACAUUCGCUAAUUUAUGCAACAAUGGAAUUUCUGAGAAAGCCAUGGAACAAGCAUCAAAGAAGGCUUGCAGCUUAUAUGAAAUGGGCCAAUUGAAUCCUGCGAUUAUUGGUUACAGUGCUUGAUCUUCACAUAAUUA
Messenger RNA from Erigeron canadensis, 1439 nucleotides. Its product is annotated as vacuolar-processing enzyme-like. The coding region runs from base 1 to 1425 and encodes 474 amino acids. Gene Ontology annotation, biological process: vacuolar protein processing. The transcript is spliced from 9 exons. The record is from RefSeq and is a predicted model, not a curated record. Gene Ontology annotation, molecular function: cysteine-type endopeptidase activity. Lineage: Eukaryota; Viridiplantae; Streptophyta; Magnoliopsida; Asterales; Asteraceae.